AUGCAUUUCGCUAGUAUGCUUUUGGUGGCCAGCACGGCAGUCCUUGCCGUCGCUGCACCAGCCACCGAGAAGAAGAAGAGAGCCUUGAAGAAGUUCAAAUUCUUUGGUGUCAAUGAGUCUGGAGCUGAAUUUGGGAAUACUGCCAUUCCUGGCCAACUGAACAAGGACUAUGUCUGGCCAUUAACCUCAACAAUCGACACAUUAGUUGGCCAGGGACUCAACAUCUUCCGUACAUUCCUCUCAUACCUAGCUACCGAUCCUGCCUACCUAAAGAGCUAA
Messenger RNA from Lachnellula hyalina, 279 nucleotides. Its product is annotated as putative endo-beta-1,4-glucanase B. Lineage: Eukaryota; Fungi; Ascomycota; Leotiomycetes; Helotiales; Lachnaceae. The record is from RefSeq and is a predicted model, not a curated record. The transcript is spliced from 2 exons. The coding region runs from base 1 to 279 and encodes 92 amino acids.